AUGGGGUGGCAAGACUCAAAAACUAGUUCUUUGAAGGUUAUUGUGUGUGGUCCUGAAAGCAUAAGAUGGUCCAUCACAGCAGAGUGUUUGUUUGGGCAGGGUAACAGCAAUUGUCUUUGGUGGAGCAGGUCUAACACACCAGACAGCAAGAUGCCGUUUAACAUAAAGGAAGCAGCUUAG
Sphenostylis stenocarpa is the source of this 180-nucleotide messenger RNA. The record is from the annotation of a GenBank genome assembly. NCBI's taxonomy places the organism in Eukaryota, Viridiplantae, Streptophyta, Magnoliopsida, Fabales, Fabaceae.